Messenger RNA from Myzus persicae (green peach aphid), 971 nucleotides. RefSeq lists its product as uncharacterized. The record is from RefSeq and is a predicted model, not a curated record. NCBI's taxonomy places the organism in Eukaryota, Metazoa, Arthropoda, Insecta, Hemiptera, Aphididae. The coding region runs from base 432 to 779 and encodes 115 amino acids. The transcript is spliced from 3 exons.
CUUAAACAUUGCAAUUGGCAAUAAUAUUAUUAUGAUAUGUGUGAUUUAUAAUUAAUAAUUUAUAUUUUUUUAUCUUAUCAUUAUCUUAUCACAAGUUGCUUACUGAGUUUUGUGUUAAAUAGGUACGUGAUUCAAGAAGUGAUAUAGGCUCGUGAGUCGUGGUUAAAUCUUAUAAUAAUAUGAUCCUAUGUCCGCCGCCAACGAUCAGUCGAAGCCGGGAAUUACAAAAUAUGUUACAUUAUUAAUUAUUGUUAGUUGUUACAACUAUUUUUUUGAGUUACCACCGGCUAAAUUGUAAUUUGUUAUAUGCAUUGUUUAAUGCUAGGUAACUGACUAAAACUAAUAAAGAUACCUUGGUAAUUGGUUUGUAGGACUACAAGGUUAUUGAUUGCUCAAAACGUAAGACGAUACAUUAAUACUGCUGUGUUAUUAUGCAAUCCGAUAAUGAUUCAACAGACACACAGGAUUGUGAAGAAAUUGUUGAGGAAACCUUGAUUCAUGUAGUUGUGGACAAUGCUGAUGAAAUGUCCAAUUUGAACGCAAACAGCAAUGUUCGAGUGAUAGCUGUGGACUCUGAUUCUCCAGCAUUACAAAUCGAAAACAAGAUUUUUCAUUUUAAUGAAUGGAGAUAUAUAACUGGGACAGCUUUGUUUUUUGAGCGGAAGAAUGAAGUAAAAAAAAUUGAUCCUCUCUAUGAUAAUAGAUGUGGAACUAUUUUACAAUAUGUUGGUUCUACUCGCAAAUGUUUAGAAAUGACAAAAAAGGAAAAUACACAAUAAUCUUAUUAUUUUUCCAUAGUUAGAAUAUUGAAUUCAAUAUUUUAAACUUAAACACCUGUAAUAUAAUUUAUAUACAUAAUACUAUAUAAGGCAAUGAUUGGGAGAAACCAGAUGUAUUACAUAUUAUGUUAACACUUACCUGUACAUUUCUUAUGUCAUCACAAUAUACAAUUUGUACUUUUUUAGUUUUAA